Messenger RNA from Penicillium taxi, 1011 nucleotides. Its product is annotated as putative inositol phospholipid biosynthesis protein Scs3. The annotation marks the transcript as partial. Lineage: Eukaryota; Fungi; Ascomycota; Eurotiomycetes; Eurotiales; Aspergillaceae. Gene Ontology annotation, biological process: lipid droplet organization; phospholipid biosynthetic process; lipid storage. The transcript has 2 exons. Gene Ontology annotation, cellular component: endoplasmic reticulum membrane. The record is from RefSeq and is a predicted model, not a curated record.
CCUAGCCUUGAGAGGCGUCGACAGCUUCAAUAUACGACAAUGGCCACUUCCACCCAACCUGCGCCCUCAUCGGCCGUCCUCCUCAUAUACCCAGCGACGCUACUUCUGGGUUCACUAUUCUCAAUUAUAUCACCGACAGCUCAUGGCUCUAGGGCACUCAUACCUCCACCAUCCCAAUUGCCAGGCCCGCUAGCACCUUCUCUCGCAGCGGAUCUGUACUUAUCUGAAAACCCAGUCAACUACUUCGCACGGAAGAACAACAUCUUCAACGUUUAUUUUGUGAAAAUUGGAUGGCUGUGGACUACUCUCGCCUUCGCCUCACUCCUCUUCGCCCAGCCCUCGUACUACACACCCUCGCUCUCUCCAUCACAACAGCAAACGCGAUUCCGCCGUGCCUUACAAUCUCUUCUACGAUAUGCACUCGUGACUACCGUAUGGUAUCUGAUGACACAAUGGUUCUUUGGUCCACCGAUUAUCGAUCGAGGCUUUGUAGCUACCGGUGGAAAAUGCCGGCACGCCAUUAACAAGCUGAGCGCGGAGUCCAUUUCAUCUGCCAAACUGGAAACAGUAUUUACCGCAGGAGCCUGCAAAGCUGCCGGUGGAGCGUGGACGGGUGGUCACGACAUCAGUGGACACGUUUUCAUGUUAGUGCUAGUGACAGCGCACUUGGCAUUCGAGGCGAUCGGCGUUGGUGCAUAUGGGAAUUUCGCAGGCUCAGCCACGCGCCCUGAAGCUACUAAUUUCCGUGAGCGAAAAACGAGUGACCCAGAUAUCCCUCAUACUGGAAAUAACGAUGGUCUUUCUGGUUUUGUGAGGACUUGGUCGUUGCGCUUGGUGUGGGCUGUGGUCGGCCUAGGAUGGUGGAUGCUUUUCAUGACUGCUAUCUGGUUCCACACAUGGCUAGAAAAGUGGGCUGGUAUGAUCAUUGCACUAAGUACCAUUUAUACUAUCUAUGUGCUUCCGAGAAAACUCGCGUCCUGGAGAGAUAUCGUUGGGUUACCAGGGAUAUAA